AAACAAAAAAAACUUUAUUGAAAGCCACAAUUUGAAGAAAACAAAACAGACAAAAGAGGAGUCAGGGGAUUUGAAAUAAAAACAUUAAAUGAAGACCAUCAACAAUUCUAACUGCUUUACAGUUAAAUAUGGUACUCGUGUAUUGUCUGGUUUGGUUCCCAAAAAGAAAAGGAAAGACGUUUUGAAGGACUAAAUUUGGAUUUGUGGAUAUGAAAUUUCACAACACUAUUAAUCAACUUCAAAACAAAGACUGGUUUAGUAUUGUUGCUAUCAUUAUUGAAGAAACCUCACCAUACGUGUUUCCAAUUACAACCCACAGUCAAUAUUAUUAAUGAUAAAACGGGAUAGACAUUUCCACAAUUUGUUAGGACGUAUGACAUUGCCAGAAUAGGUGUCGCAAAGUCGUUCCGCAAAACGAAAAAUCAACACAAAUGUUUUACUUGAACUCAAAAAGAUCAUGUUUGGCAGAAUAGUAACUUCGAAAGAAGUGUCUUCGUUUAUUUGUAUGGAAGAGUCCAAAUCCAAAUGCUGUCGCAAUUUUGCUAAAAUCUUUUUGAAACGGAUUAUGACGUUUGUCGGAUGCUGCGCCUCUCACUACAGUUCCCAGAAUGCCAGGCGCGGUGACGCCAUAAUAGCGCGCUUCCGCAGCUUGGCGCACGCGACGCGACGCGACAAUGGGCCCCGUCGAGCUGUUGCACAUGUCGGUGUUCUCGCAAAGUUUUUCGCCGUGCGGACGCUUCCUGGCGGCGGGGAACAACUACGGAGAGAUCGGCAUCUUCAGUUUGUGCGCAGCUCUGAGUCCGGACGUGUCGGAGGCGGGUCGGAAGCCGGUGCUGACCUUUGCAGCUCACGACGGUCCGGUCUUCUGUCUGGAGUCCUUCGACGGCCAUCUUCUGAGCGCCGGCGACGGGUCGGUCAGCGCCUGGAAUUGGGCCGAACUCAUCAAGAAGAACGUCAAAGCGCUGUGGACCAAGAGACCCCAAUACAAGGCCAGCAUGGAGAUCCCCGAGAUCAACGCCAUGGCCGUCAACCCUCGAGACAACAGCGUGGUGUUCGGCGGCGGUGACAACAACGUUCACGUCUUGGACCUGGAGAACGGCGUCUUCAAGUCCGUCUUGCGGGGACACUCGGACUACGUUCACUGCCUGAGCGUGAGGGAGCGCGAGGGCGAGAUUCUGUCGGGCGGCGAGGACGGCGCCGUCCGGAUGUGGGACAGCAGGACGUCUCAGUGCGUUCACUGCGUGGACGUGCACAAGUACCAAAAAUGUGCCCGCCCUCAGUUUGGCAAGUGGAUCAGCUGUUUAACGACCGACUCGGAUUGGAUGCUGUGCGGCGGGGGGCCAGCCCUUUCCCUGUGGCACCUUCGUUCUCUGACGCCGACGUCCGUCUUCGAGCUGAACGGCUGCCAGAAACGAGCCAGCUUCUUCCAGGACAUGAUUCUGGCGGUGGGCCAAGGUCCCGCUGUGUCCCACUGCCUGCUGGGGGGGCAGGUCAAGGCUCAGAUCCCGUGCACGCCCAACAACAUCAACAGCCUGGAGCUCAACACCAACAGUGCGGAACACCAGGUGUUGACGGUGGCAGGAAGCAGCCAGUACGUGGACGUGUUCACCAACGUGUCCUACCGAGCCUUCUCACUACGCUUUUGAAGCACACAAACAUGUCAAGUUAUCAUUGUUUUAGUCUCUUGAAUAAAAUGUCAUUGUGCGUGUACAAGA
Phyllopteryx taeniolatus (common seadragon) is the source of this 1715-nucleotide messenger RNA. RefSeq names its product THO complex 6 (gene thoc6). The record is from RefSeq and is a predicted model, not a curated record. Gene Ontology annotation, biological process: mRNA export from nucleus. Lineage: Eukaryota; Metazoa; Chordata; Actinopteri; Syngnathiformes; Syngnathidae. Bases 675 to 1646 code for a protein of 323 amino acids. The transcript has 13 exons. Gene Ontology annotation, molecular function: protein binding. Gene Ontology annotation, cellular component: THO complex; transcription export complex.